Messenger RNA from Paramacrobiotus metropolitanus, 2335 nucleotides. RefSeq names its product sphingosine-1-phosphate lyase 1-like. The coding region runs from base 457 to 2067 and encodes 536 amino acids. Lineage: Eukaryota; Metazoa; Tardigrada; Eutardigrada; Parachela; Macrobiotidae. Gene Ontology annotation, cellular component: endoplasmic reticulum. Gene Ontology annotation, molecular function: pyridoxal phosphate binding; sphinganine-1-phosphate aldolase activity. The record is from RefSeq and is a predicted model, not a curated record. Gene Ontology annotation, biological process: carboxylic acid metabolic process; sphingolipid catabolic process. The transcript is spliced from 9 exons.
CUACACGUGGAGGCAAAACAGAAAAUCAGUGAGCUGUAAGCACCGAAGGUUAUAGUAAUUAAUGUAUUCUUAAUUGUGGGUUUAUUUCAGUUUUAAAAGUAAAUUGUUUGUACUCGCAUUAGCUUUAUCAGCCUGCUGUACAUUUUGAGUGCUCGUCAAGUGAACAACUGAACAUCUGUAUCGGACGUUGACCAUUAUCAGUAGUGCUCACCUGUUUCAUUGAGGGUUUUAUCGCUGCCAUUGUGAUUAUCAUAUCGCAGUUAUUUUUAGACAUUGACUAUCGAAUACCACAGUGUUGACUCGUGAGAUAAACUUCCAGGCUUUGCCCUCUUCGAGUCCGUAUGAAGGGAGAACGUUCUCGGACGUGGCGCUUCGGAUAACUUGAUCAAGAAAAUCAUCAGUCGUCAUACCUUUCUCGGUUUCCGUAUUUCUUGAUGUGAUCAGCGACAACUGGAAAUGCUGCUGGAUAAAGUUAUCGGUGGUUAUCUGGACCACUUGUUCGAAGGAUGGGAACCAUGGAUGAUUUCGUUGGCUUCGUCGUGUGCCACCGUCAUCCUGAUAAUCAGCUACAAUUUCUUGUUUCAAGAUGAAAGCCUUUUUCUUCGCGCUAAGAAAUUCGUCCUUCGCAAUGCGCGUCGAAUUCCGGCUGUUCGCAAUAAAAUCUCCCAGGAAUUCGAUGUAUCGAAAAAACGUAUGGAGAACGAGCUGAUGGCACCAACGAGAAAUUUGGGGUCGAUUAGGGCUUUACCGCAGUCCAGAUCAGCUGAAGAAGUUCUGGCUUUGGCCAAAAAGUAUAAAGAAACAGAAUCAGCUGACUGGAGCAAACUAUCCGGAGCCAUAUACUCGGGCUCGGAUGAGAUAACGAAACUUAGCACAUCCAUUUAUCCCAUGUUCGCUUGGUCCAAUCCUCUGCAUCCAGAUGUGUUUCCUUCCGUACGGCACAUGGAAUCCGAAGUAGUGCGAAUGUGCUGCACCAUGUUUAAUGGCGAUGAGAAGACUUGCGGCUCGAUGACUUCUGGUGGCACGGAAAGCAUUUUUAUGGCGUGCAAAGCGUACCGUGAUUAUGCCUUGGCAAGAGGAAUAAAGAAACCCGUCAUGGUGGUUCCCGUAACGGCACAUGCUGCGUUCGAAAAGUCGGCGGAUUACUUGUGCAUGGGCGUUCGAAAAAUUCCGAUGGACAGCACCACUUGCCAGGUCAAUCUGCGAGCUAUGAAAAAGGCGAUUGAUGGAAGAACAUGCAUGCUUGUGGGUUCUGCACCGCAUUUCCCACACGGAAUCAUUGAUCAAAUUGGGGAAAUUUCGGCACUGGGAUUGAAGUACAAAAUACCGGUGCACGUGGACAGCUGUCUUGGAGGAUUUUUAAUUCCGUUUAUGGAAAAGGCUGGUUAUCCUCUUGAACUCUUUGAUUUCCGGCUGGAGGGAGUGACUAGCAUUUCUGCCGAUACUCACAAGUACGGAUAUGCACCAAAAGGAUCCUCGGUCAUCCUAUACAGGAACCACACAUAUCUUCAUCAUCAGUAUUCCGUAACACCAGAUUGGCCAGGUGGGAUUUAUGCAUCGCCCACCAUGAGCGGAAGUCGCGUGGGUGCAUCCAUUGCUUCAGCAUGGUCGGUAAUGUUAUACAUGGGAGAGGAUGGUUAUGUGAAAGCCACGAAAGAAACCAUUGAAACCACACGGAAAAUUAAGGAAGCGCUGAAGAAAAUGAAGAAUAUUUACAUCCUGGGUGACCCGCUGGUCAGCGUGAUAGCAGUGGGCUCCAAAGAUUUCAAUGUGUAUCUUCUCAGUGACGCCAUGUCUGCUCGAGGAUGGCAUUUGAAUGCUCUGCAGUUUCCCAGCAGCAUACAUGUCUGCAUCACGAAGCGACAUACCAAACCCGGAGUGGCGGAGAAGUUUUUGCAGGAAUUGCAAGAAUGUAUAACUAACAUUAUGGAAAAUCCUCCCAAGGAGGAUACCGGUAUGGCAGCUAUUUAUGGACUGGCUCAGAGUAUUCCGGAUCGUACUAUAAUCAGUGAAAUGGCCUGGGCCUAUCUGGACUCCUGUGUUGCUCUUCCUGGUUCUGGCUCUUAACAUCUUCCCCGUUUCUGUUGACAGUUUCACUUGCUGUGAUUUUCUUAUGCCGAAAUUUUAUUGUUUUAAUUGGAUUUUUAUAAUAGGUUUUCAUUUAGUUUCUUUUACUCUUUUAACUGAAAUGAGAUCAUGUUCUGUGUAAAAUCAGCACCGAUGUCGAAUAACUAACUAGAUGUUUGGUAAAAAUGAAAAUCUGACAAUUAUCAUCCGAGUGUCGAAGGGAAUCCGUGGAAAUAGGUGUGUUUUCCAAUUUGAUUAAAAUCACAAU